GGCAAUAUAUGCUUUUACUGUGAACACGUACGCCAGGUGCAACCUUAUUUCCUCCGCAACUCUCCAGAGCCUUCCUUCGUCAACGCCAUGACUGUCGAAUUACGGAUUGUGAUACUCGCCCAGAAUCCCCCUCUCUCUCGCCUCUCUCUCUCAAGACCAGGUUCUGCCUCUCACGCCGCCGAAGGUUGCUAAGAACCAGCUAGCCCAAGCUCACGGCUGUCUUCCUCAAGCUCUGUCCCGCACGGCCAACCCAACGCACGCUGACAGAGGCCCCUGCCUCACGCCAUCUCUGCACCGAUGAAGACCACCGCUGUCGCUCACGUCAGCUCAAGAUCAUGCAUGUCCUAUGCACGCCAACGAAACUAGCAGAAAUCAAGACCACGCCGACUGUGGCCGAGACACCGUUCGCAGUCCAGGCUUUCCGAGUCACUCACGUCGAACAGAAACCACUGACGACGAGCCAGCUCGCAGAGAACCUGUCGCCAGCCUCUCCCCAUCGCGUCAUCUCUCUCGGAAAGGCAUCAGUCAUGAUGGAUCUGAUCAUGUUGUUUUCUGAGUUAGUGGCUACCUUCAUAAUUCUGGUGACAAGGCCUUUCUCGCUUUUCAAACUAGCAUGCUUCUUCACUAUGAAAACUGUUUUCAUCGUAAUUCACACUUGGAUGGGGUUGGUAAGGGCCACAUUUGGCUUCCACGUGAAUCUAUUCUCCAGAAUCAUAAUGUUGACAGUUACUCUUAUAUCUCUGCCUGCACGAAUUUUGAAUGCCUUAAAGAGAGAGAGGCAGCUUGAAUUGUAUCUGCAUGAUAUCCAGAUCGAGUUGGAGAAUCUUGAGUGGGAUAGGAAGGAAUUGGGAGACAAUCUUCAAAUAGCCAUUAAAGAACGUAAAAUGUUGGAGUUGAUAUUAGCAGAGGUUGAAGAGGAACAUGACAAGGCCAUUGCCAAAAUUGAACAACUAGAGGGUGAGUCUCAGGAUCUGAAAAAUGAGAAUCUUCGGCUGAAAGAAAUUAAGGAUGAGGGUUAUUGGAGCAUUAAAGGUCCAGAUGACAUGGGCAAUGGCCAAAACACUGGCAUUUCUGAAAGCUCUGGCAUUCCUAUGGGAUCUCAUCAUGGAAAUCCAGUUACAAUGGAAGUGGUAUCUUUCUCCAAGACCCGAUUGUCCAAAGACACUUGGGGAGUUGAGGGAAAAUCUAAAACAAAGUUUCUCAAUUUCUUAACAGCCCGCAUCCAGCCACUUAACCCUGAAAUCAUCUCAAGACAAUUAGAUAUGGAUGAAGUUCUUGGCCAACGCAGGGAGGUUGCAAUGUCACAGAGCCUUUUCAGUGCGGUGUUAUCGCUUUUGGUUGGAAUGAUUAUCUGGGAAGCUGAAGACCCUUGCAUGCCCCUUGUGGUGGCCCUCUUCACGGUUGUUGGCAUGUCCUUGAAGAGUGUAGUCGAGCUUUUCUCCACCAUAAAGAUCAAACCUGCUUCUGAUGCAGUUGCUCUCUUAAGCUUCAAUUGGUUCGUACUUGGCAUGCUUACCUACCCGGCACUGCCAAGAGUUGCCAGAAUGUUGGCUCCAAUGUCUUUACGGGUUGUGGACAAACUUGUUAGCUCGCUUUGAUCCUUCCUUUCUCUAGUUUAGGACUUGCUUGGCUCUUUACGUAUUAUGUAAAUAUAUCAUAGACCAUGGAACAUGGUGUUUGUACGGAAGUGGUGGUUUAGACUUGGUUUGGAUAGUGAGUUGAGAUAAAAGUUGCAUAAACUAUUGUUAAAAUAUUAUUUUUAUUUUAAAAUUUAAAAAAGUUAGAAUUGUUUAUUGUA
Molecule: messenger RNA, 1798 nt
Organism: Juglans microcarpa x Juglans regia
Lineage: Eukaryota; Viridiplantae; Streptophyta; Magnoliopsida; Fagales; Juglandaceae
Source: RefSeq, a predicted model, not a curated record